Molecule: messenger RNA, 3441 nt
Organism: Scleropages formosus (Asian bonytongue)
Lineage: Eukaryota; Metazoa; Chordata; Actinopteri; Osteoglossiformes; Osteoglossidae
Product: E3 ubiquitin-protein ligase RNF34-like
Exons: 8
Coding region: 88-1302 (404 amino acids)
Biological process (GO): protein K48-linked ubiquitination; negative regulation of extrinsic apoptotic signaling pathway via death domain receptors; proteasome-mediated ubiquitin-dependent protein catabolic process
Cellular component (GO): cytoplasm; plasma membrane
Molecular function (GO): ubiquitin protein ligase activity
Source: RefSeq, a predicted model, not a curated record
CCGAAGACGUAAUGGAGUGAUGCCUACUGUCCUCACAAUGGUCAUCUUUCUCGUGUUUUUUACUCAAUUCCACACCCGGGAGUUGCAAUGAAGGCGGGAGCGUCUUCGGUGUGGGCCUCGUGCUGCGGCCUGCUCAACGAGGUCAUGGGCUCCGGCGCCGUGAGGGGUCAGCAGCCAGGCUUUGGGCCAGCGGCCGGACCUUUCCGCUUUGCCCCCAGCGCCACGUACUCGACGUACCCGCCCACCAGCUCGGGGAGCGUGGGACCUACCUGCAAGGCCUGCGGUUUGGCCUUCUCCGUCUUCAGGAGGAAGCACAUCUGCUGUGACUGCAAGAAGGACUUCUGUGCGCUGUGCUCCGUGCUGCAGGAGAACCUGCGGCGGUGCACCACCUGCCACCUGCUGCGGGGCACGGCCUUCCAGCGGCCGCAGCUGAUGCGUCUGCGCGUCAAGGACCUGCGCCAGUACCUGCAGCUGCGCAACAUCCCUACAGACACCUGCCGCGAGAAGGAGGACCUGGUGGAGCUGGUGCUGUGCCAUCAGCGGGCGUCGUGCGGCCACGGUGCGGGGGACGAUGAGGAGGAGGAAGAGGAGGAGGAGGAGACAGAAGAUGAUGAGGAGGAGGAGGAGGAGGAAGAGCGUAAUGGGGGCAGCCUAAGGCUCCAAGCCCCCCGGCCCCCAGAAAGCGCCGCGAGCCCCUCUACCUGCGAGCAGACGGGACUCUCCGCCCCUCAGGGAGUUCCGCUCAGCAGGAGCGACAGCUCAGGAACCAGUGACCAGGACGAAGACGAAGACGACGUCCCCGUCGCCCUGAUGAACCUGGACCCCGAUAAAGACGAGGAGGCCGGGCCACUGGCACGGGGGCGAGAGCGCACCUCUCUGUCGGACCUGUCCAGCGAGCAGGACAUCGGAGCGCUGACGGUGCGCCAGCUCAAGGAGAUCCUGACGCGCAACUUCGUCAACUACUCGGGCUGCUGCGAGAAGUGGGAGCUGGUGGAGCGCGUGUGCCGCCUGUACCGGCACGCCGAGCAGAACAGGAAGUCCCUGGAAGGCUUCAGCAACAGCAUAACUGCAGUAGUGGCAUACCCCCCACCCAUCUGCAACGGCGGAGUCGUAGAUGGAGAGCGCCUCCUGCUGGCCGGCCAGGAUGACAACCUGUGUCGCAUCUGCAUGGACGCCAUGAUCGACUGCGUCCUGCUCGAGUGCGGCCACAUGGUCACCUGCACCAAGUGCGGCAAGCGCAUGAACGAGUGCCCCAUCUGCAGGCAGUACGUGGUGCGCGCAGUGCACGUCUUCAAGUCCUAGCGGGCCAGAACACCACCGCCACCACCACCACCUCGAGACAGACCCCCACUCUCCACUAGUUUGGCGGUUAUGGUCUCCAUCUCGUUACUCUUCCAACCACUGCUCUCAUAGUGAGAAUGUAACUCUGUUUUCUUCAACGGCAGCACAUUCAGGGUCAGGUUGAUUCGGCUUUCUUCUCUCCAGAGCUGCCCGAUAGGGAAUGAAAAUGAGUCCCCCACCCUUGUGUGGUCAAUAAUUGACCGAGGAACAAACGACCCCCACAUGGUGAGACCAUGGAGCUUGUGUGUGCAGAGCAGGAGGCUGUGCGUUCGCUUUUAUUUUGUUCUUUUCGCCCUCCGAGGUACCCAUUUCUCCAAGGAACGCUUUCGUGCUGCUUCUCGCAUUCGCAGUUUGUUUCAAUGUGAAUGUACGCCUGUAUGAACAUAAACGCGGUCUUCUUUCUCCCCGUCGUGCUUGAACUCGUCCCUUCGACCCGCAACCGAGCCGAAGCAACCGCUGCACUUCGUAGUGACCGAUUAAUAGACCGGGAACUGUUUCACCGAGGGCCGAAAGGUGAACUAGGUGCCAAACUAAGCGUGCGUGACAGAUAUGAACACAUCUCACGCUGUUGUUGCAUUCUGUGUGUGUGUGUGUGUGGUAUGGAUGUUAGUUCCUAGCUUCGUUAACUUUUAGCCGGUUACUGACCCCUGCACCCCAUGGGGGCGGAGCCCUCUGUCUCACAGUGUUGCCGGAUUGGCGUUCGCUUCUCCCAAAGCACUUCCGAGCGACUCCGUCGCUGCCCGGCAAGUGACCGCUUCGGCCUGGAGAGCAAAUACGGUCCCGUUCGGUUUCGGCGGCUCCCUCCGUGUCGCCGGCAGACCUGACGAAGGACCGUUAAGUUCAGACUUGAACGGAGACUUGGCCUUUCCGUUUUCCGGCACCGAGGCCCUCGAACUCGCUCCCUUGAGCGACAGGCGGUAAAGAACCCCGCGGUACGGGUGCGGUCGGUGCCGGACCUGGUGGACCGCAGCAUACGUGGCUUUACAAGUCGGCUAAGCUCUUAAUUCCGUUAUUAUGCGGACGGUGAGUCAGCACACGUGGUGUUUUUUAAGAUGUAAAUUGUGCACUAAUUGCAGUUUACACUGGCCCUCCGGGGACCUUGACUACUGUUACUUGGUCGUGGUAAUGGAGUACUUUACCACGCUUUUCAGCCACCUCCGUCUCGUCCGUUGCGUUCCUUUUAGUGCUGUGAGUGUGAAACUGCGAGAAAAAAAGAGAAGAGGUGCUAAAUAUAGAUAGAAAUAUAUUAAGCGUGUCUCACCAACUGGGCGUCCGUCUUACGAUAUGUAUCUCUAGUUCUCGUUUUAAUAUUUGUCUUUUCGUUUUCUCACGAGGGAAAAGCCUUUAGGUGUCAGAGGCUGUUAUUCUCAUUUUUCGUUAAGUACUUCGGUUUAACUGAACUUGUAGCACUGAGCUCUUAAGCUGUUUGUUCACGCUUACGGCCGAUAGAAUUUAUUUUCGAGGUCAGAGCAAAACCUUAAGGUGUGCGACGUCACGUUUCCGGUCGAUCCAUUUAGUCGUUUCAAAUCUUACAUGGAAUUACUGAGCACUCUUACGAUGUUUACUCAUGCUUGUGGUUACAUAGAGUUAUAUAGAGGAUAUUGCUGUAUUAUUACUUGCAUAUUUUUUUCAGAUGUACAUAAAGUAUUUUUCCCCAUUUGCGAUGAAUGUUCAAUGUCUAAUUUAUUUGGAUAGACUUUUGCAGAGUAAAACUGUUCUGCUCAGUGGUUGGAAUGUUACAGGUUUUUAUUACUAUUUAUUAUAAUCGGUCCAGAUAUGAAAAUCAGAGCUUGUAGAUGUCAGAAUUCUACUGUCCUUUUGUUAAAACCUCCAGUUUUAACAGGUUAGGUUCAGUCACCGCAUUUUUACCCCAUUAGCUGAUGAGUUUCUUUCCCGUACCUGCUCUGGACUAAACGUCAAUGAAAUGUGACGCGUAUGGAGAAUCGUAGGAAGCACUGUGUGUGCGUGCGUGCGUGCGUGCGUCUGUCUGUCCAUCUGUGUAUGUAAUACAAGACAACUGAUGCUGCUAUUUUCUCAAAGAUGUCACACUCACAGGCAACUAGUCACAGAGCGCAUUCUGGUGCAAAGACCCUAAAUGGG